UGUAUUAUAGUUGGCAGCAAAAAAUAAGAGCAACAAAAGAAAACGCUAAAAAAAGAGAGAACAACCAAGAUACAGAGAAGGCCAGUUACAAGCUCCAGCUCCCCUGUAUAAAUAAGAAAGCCUUCAUUUUGAUCUUUCUUUCUUCAUUAACUUGUUAUUGGGUUUUUGAAAUGUUGAAGCUUUUCAAGGCUUAUCAACUCUUCAUUGAUUUCCACCUCAUUUUCUCUGUAUUCCUUGCUGUUUUUCUCGCAGAAUAGCGAAUGAUGCUAAAUCAGUUUCAAGGUGUUUGCUGGAUAUUAAAGACACGCAUUUGAUUUGUUUCUUGCUUUUUGUGAAGGAAAAUGGCAACUGAGCUCGUCAAUUCUGCAACCAAUGAUAAGCUGGCUGAAGUAGAUUGGACCAAAAAUAUUGAAAUCUGUGAAUUAGUUGCACAUGAUGGAAGGCAAGCUAGAGAUGUUGUUAAAGCUAUUAAAAAGCGUUUGGGGAGCAAGAAUGCUAAUACUCAAUUAUAUGCAGUAAUGUUGUUGGAGAUGCUGAUGAACAAUAUUGGGGAGCAAGUUCAUAGACAGGUGAUUGAUACAGGGAUUCUUCCCAUUCUUGUCAAGAUAGUGAAGAAAAAGACAGAGUUGCCUAUACGAGAAAGGGUAUUUCUUCUUCUAGAUGCCACACAGACAUCUCUUGGUGGUGCUUCUGGAAAGUUCCCACAGUACUAUACUGCAUAUUAUGAUUUGGUGAGUGCCGGAAUGCAAUUUCCUCAGAGGCCUCAUGAAAGACCAUCAAGUGAAAGACCAUCAAAUAAUCAGACUGCCCAAGGAAAUAAGAAAAUUACACUCAAUGGGGAACUUGCUACCUCUAGACAUGGAAUGGUUGCUCAGCCAGCACCAGUGGAGCCUCAAGUUGUUCCGGAAGCCAGUAUUAUUCAGAAGGCUAGUAAUGCUCUGGAGGUUUUGAAAGAACGUCUCCCUUUGGGCAUAAUUGGAUCAACCAUUCCAGGAGAAAGGCUGAACCGUCCACUUAUACGGCCACUUCCUUCAGAGCAGCCACAAGAACCCAGUGCACACCCUGCACCUGUUAUAAUUCCACCGCCACCUGCAAAACACAUUCAAAGGGAGAAAUUCUUUCAGGAAAAGAAGGUUGAUGGUUCUGAUGUGGAUAGCCACAUGAGGGGUCUUUCAUUACACAGUCGCAAUGCCAGCAGUUCCCAUGGUGGAAGCAUAGAUUUUGGUGUGACUAUCCCUGUUCUUGCUAUCACAACUUCCACCAUCAGCAUCACUUAUGACACAUCUAUCCCAGCUUACUUACACUUCACUGCUGGUGCUUCUGGUUUUGCCGCAUUCCUCUACUUGCCACCAUCCAUAACCAACUACCAAGACCUUCCAAUUGAUUCCCGGCCAAUGAUUGUUGAUGUCAGAAAAGGGGGUGCCUCAGAUGAUGCAUUAUCAAAGUGUUUGCUGUGGCUAUACAAGCACCCAAGCCAGAGUUUCAUGUACUUCUGUUUUGGCGGAAAAGGUGCUUUCUCUGUACCUCAACGAAAAGAGAUGGCUAAUGGCCUGGAAAG
Molecule: messenger RNA, 1558 nt
Organism: Populus euphratica (Euphrates poplar)
Lineage: Eukaryota; Viridiplantae; Streptophyta; Magnoliopsida; Malpighiales; Salicaceae
Product: class E vacuolar protein-sorting machinery protein hse1-like
Exons: 11
Biological process (GO): protein transport to vacuole involved in ubiquitin-dependent protein catabolic process via the multivesicular body sorting pathway
Molecular function (GO): phosphatidylinositol binding; ubiquitin binding
Source: RefSeq, a predicted model, not a curated record